This is a messenger RNA of Silurus meridionalis, 653 nucleotides long. RefSeq names its product tumor necrosis factor receptor superfamily member 11B-like. Gene Ontology annotation, molecular function: protein binding. The coding region runs from base 126 to 653 and encodes 175 amino acids. The record is from RefSeq and is a predicted model, not a curated record. The transcript is spliced from 4 exons. NCBI's taxonomy places the organism in Eukaryota, Metazoa, Chordata, Actinopteri, Siluriformes, Siluridae.
CCCCCCGGAAGUAACCAGUGACGCAUCCACGAGCGUUUAAAAAGCGGACCGAGAUCCUCCUUCAUGACACCAGUACCGAAGAAAGAGAGAAAGCGAGAAAUAGAGGAGCGCAUUCAGACACACAGAUGGCAUUCCACGAGUUUAUCAAAACAGCUGCGCUGCUAUUCAGCAUCACAGCAUCAUUAAUCCACGGCAUGAGCGAGACCAUGUACGAGGCGCGAGCUUCCUCCGGUCGAAAAAUCUUGUGCGAUCGCUGCCCUCCAGGUUCCCACAUGCAGAAGCAUUGCACUGAAACGCAGCCUACCGAGUGCCGACGAUGCAACGAAGGCUUCUACACCGAGCACUGGAACUACAUCUACGACUGUCUCCCCUGCGACUGGUGUUCACAAGAUCAGGUUGUGACGCAGAAGUGCACCAGUUUCACUAACCGUGUGCGCAUGCAAAGAAGGUUUUACCUCGAUUCGGCGUCUGCGGCCGCAACGUGUGCCCACACGGCUCGAGUCAAAGAGAAAGGAACUCCACACGAAGACACAGUGUGUGAGCUUUGCAAGAACGGCUACCACGCAGCAGGCAGUUCUGUUGACUUCAUGGCUCUGUUUUUGCUGCAGUCUGCUUUUUCUAAUUCUGUCAAUAGCACAGGUGCACAUCCUUAA